Molecule: messenger RNA, 1896 nt
Organism: Capsicum annuum
Lineage: Eukaryota; Viridiplantae; Streptophyta; Magnoliopsida; Solanales; Solanaceae
Product: DNA repair protein recA homolog 2, mitochondrial
Exons: 8
Coding region: 215-1396 (393 amino acids)
Biological process (GO): DNA repair
Molecular function (GO): ATP-dependent DNA damage sensor activity; ATP hydrolysis activity; ATP binding
Source: RefSeq, a predicted model, not a curated record
GAAAUUAACAUAAACUUUUUAAAUGUGCUCCUUUAUAAAAUGAAAAAAAAAAGACCUAUAAAGUUAUUUAUUUUUCUGAAAAUUUUGUCCCUUUUUUUUUUUUUUUUUUUUUUAAUUUUUUUUUUAAAAAAAAAAAAAAAAAAAAAAAAAAAAAAAAAAUUAAAAAAAGCUCCAAAGUAAGCAAGCAAGCAAAAAUGCCCUGCUGAACAUACCAAUGGUGGUGCCCAAGUCACUUCAAUUUCUUGGUGGUCGCCUUUCUUUUUACAACUUCUACAAACCCCAGAAUGGAAUAGCUUGGAGAAGGAUGCUGAGUACUUAUGCAUCUUCAGCAGAAGGCGAAUUUGAUGAAAUCCGAGAUGACACCAAAACAUCAGAGAAAGAGAAAGCCACCGCACUGCAUUCGGCCCUCUCACAGCUUAAAGGUGAUUUUUGCAAAGAAUCAAUGUUGUCCUUGCAGCGCUUCUUUGGUUCUAGACGGACUCCUGUAAUACCUACAGGAUCAUUGAGGCUUGAUCUAGCACUUGGGGUUGGAGGACUACCCAAGGGAAGAAUUGUUGAAAUUUAUGGACAAGAAGCAUCUGGGAAGACAACACUUGCCCUUCAUGUAAUUAGAGAGGCUCAAAAGCUUGGAGGUUAUUGUGCAUAUCUGGAUGUCGAAAAUGGAAUGAACCCCUCCGUCGCUGAAGCAAUAGGGGUUAAUGUAGAGAAUCUGCUUAUUUCACAGCCAGAUUCUGCUGAGAACUUGCUGAGUAUUGUCAAUACCCUGACAAAAAGUGGAUCCAUGGAUGUAAUCGUGGUUGAUAGUGUGGCAGCUCUUGUUCCCCAACUUGAGCUUGAUGCUACGUUAUGUGACUCUCCUAAAGGCUUGCAGUCAAAGAUUAUGACACAAGCACUACGUAAAAUUCAUUAUUCGUUAUGCAACUCUAGCACACUAAUUAUUUUCAUUAAUCAGGUAAGAAGAUCUAACAAAGGAUUAGUUCGAGGCAUCGGGUGUAUGGAAGAAGUAACUUGUGGUGGAAAUGCUUUGCCUUUUUAUGCUGCCGUACGACUUAGAACAAUUAGAAAACAAUUGCUUACGACCAGGGAUAAGAUUACUGGUCUUGGGAUCUGUGUAAAGGUGGUUAAAAAUAAGCUAGCUCCUGCGUCAACAGAAGCUGAACUGAAGAUACAGUACGGCAGAGGCUUUUCCAUUGAAUCUGAGGUUUUGGAAUUGGCUUGUGAACAUGAAGUUAUUCUGAAAGGAGGUGGGAGCUACUUCAUAGAUGGACAGGUUUUAAAUAGUAGACAGGACGCUGAAGAUUAUCUAGCUUCCAACGGUGACAUUUUAUCAAAGAUAGUUGAAACUUUAAGAGAUCAGUUGUUCAUGAACAUUAAUGGAGAAAAGAAAAGUGAUUAGAUAGUCAUUUUCUGGUCUAAAUCAACUCUUAAGAUUUGUGUUGCCUCCUCCUGCAACUUUCUAAAGCCCUUUGAAGGAAAGCCGUCUCCAUGAACAGAAGCAAAUGGGAGUUUAUGUCCUCUAUCAGGCAUCUGCAAUCUCAAAUCAUGCUACUCAAGUAACCUGCUUAUCGACUUCCUUCUGCUACUGUCUGCAAGGUAUGCUUAUACUUGAGACUCGACUUCUACUGAUGGUGGACAUACAAAUCUUCAGGCUUUGGCCAUUGCAAAUGAUGGUUGGAGCAAUUACUGUGUCCUUAUAGAAUGUUAGCAUUUCUGAUAUUUCUUGUUCAAUUGUCAUUAUCUUGCCGAUGGCGUUAUGUUCCAAAGGUUUACAAAUUUGUAGCCUGUGAUAUCUGUCAAGCUCUGUUGAGAACAUUGUGCCUCUCAUGUGUUAUUCUGUUACAUUGGAUGUAGCAUAGAUUGUGGAAGUUGGAGUAAAUUUGCUCUUUAUCUUCUUGA